AUGGCCAUGGCGGCGCUGCGGGAGGCCUCCCGCUGCCUGGCGUCCAGGGGGAGCCCUGCGGCCGCGCGACCCAUGCUCCUCGCGCAGUCGCGCGGCAUCACUUACAAGCUCUUCGUCGGAGGUUUAUCACAAUUUGCAACGGAGGAAAGCCUAUCAGAAGCAUUCUCACGUUACGGACAAGUAAUAGAAGCUACCGUCGUCAGGGAUAAGGUGACCGACAUACCAAAAGGAUUCGGCUUCGUGAAAUUUGCUUCCCCGGAGGAAGCCAAUAACGCGAGGGAAGAGAUGACCGGCAAGGCAAGAUUUCCUCCUAAAAUAUUACUGUUUGUUGCUUUUUUUUCUUGGUGCCAUCUGGAAAAGAGCUGA
Miscanthus lutarioriparius is the source of this 366-nucleotide messenger RNA. The record is from the annotation of a GenBank genome assembly. Lineage: Eukaryota; Viridiplantae; Streptophyta; Magnoliopsida; Poales; Poaceae.